Messenger RNA from Medicago truncatula (barrel medic), 810 nucleotides. Its product is annotated as 40S ribosomal protein S13. The transcript has 5 exons. The record is from RefSeq and is a predicted model, not a curated record. Gene Ontology annotation, cellular component: cytosolic small ribosomal subunit; nucleolus; ribosome. Lineage: Eukaryota; Viridiplantae; Streptophyta; Magnoliopsida; Fabales; Fabaceae. Bases 118 to 573 code for a protein of 151 amino acids. Gene Ontology annotation, biological process: translation. Gene Ontology annotation, molecular function: small ribosomal subunit rRNA binding; structural constituent of ribosome.
UUGAAUUUUCAAUUUAAAGUUCAAUUUAGAUGCACAAAAGACAUUCAAUCAACGAUUAAUUAGGGUUUGUAUUCAAUAUUCAUAACAAACAUUUACCCAUCUUUAGUGACAGACACCAUGGGGCGUAUGCAUAGUAAAGGCAAGGGUAUUUCUUCCUCUGCUUUACCCUACAAAAGAACUUCUCCUAGCUGGCUUAAGAUCUCCUCACCAGAGGUUGAUGAGACUAUUUGCAAGUUUGCUAAGAAGGGUUUGACUCCUUCUCAGAUCGGUGUUAUUCUUCGUGAUUCUCACGGCAUUGCUCAGGUCAAGAGCGUUACCGGCAGCAAAAUCCUUCGUAUCCUCAAAGCUCACGGACUUGCACCUGAGAUUCCUGAGGAUCUGUACCAUUUGAUAAAGAAGGCGGUUUCAAUCCGCAAGCAUUUGGAGAGGAACAGAAAGGACAAGGACUCCAAGUUCAGACUCAUCCUUGUUGAGAGCAGAAUCCACCGUCUUGCUCGUUAUUACAAGAAAACCAAGAAGCUUCCUCCUGUGUGGAAAUACGAAUCAACAACUGCCAGCACUUUGGUUGCUUAGAGAUUGUAUGGGCUCAUUCUUCAUGCUUUCCGUUUCCGGUAACAGAGGGUUGCUGCACUGGCAAUCUGCGAGGUCAUUUUGAGGUUUAUCUAGAGACUUGAUGGGCCAUGCAAUUUCUUAUUUUGUUAAGAACCUUUGAUAAAGUAGAAAGAUAUUAAUUAUUUUACGUUGACUGCAUUGUAUUCUUUUUAAGUAAACUGUUCGAAAGUUGUUUCAAACGGUUAUUGUAUUUCUGCA